AUGGAGAAGAUAGCCUCCGAUUUGCAGGAGUCAGAAUCGAAGCAGAGGAGCCUUGGCAAAGCACUGGAGACGUUGCAGUCUCAAGCUUCGUCUGCUUUGAUGCUUUCUCUACAGUGGAAGGAUUUAGAGGACCAUUUUGAGUCGACCCGGGCCGAAAUCCAGACCCGGUUCGAGGAGCUGAAGACCCGGGAGGCUGAGAAGGUGAAAGAGUUGGAGAAGGUGGAGGAGUUGAUUGAUCAAGGUAAGAAGCAUUUGGGUUGUGUUGAGUUGUUGAUUGAGAAAAAGGGUCAUGAGGUUGAGGAGAAAGAGAGAUUGAAGAAGGUGAAAUUUGAGGAGAGGGAGGUGGAGAUGGUGGAGAGGGUGUUGGAGAAGUGUUGUGAGGAAAUCGAGGCGAAAAAGAGGGAGUUGGGUGUGGUUUUGGGGGAGAUUGAGGAGAAGAGGAAGGAGUUGGGUUUGGAAGAAGAGAAAUUUAGGGUGGUGAGGAGUGGGGUUGAGGAGUGUGAGAAGGAAAUGAGGGUGAAAGAGAAGAAACUAAGUUUGGCGAAGAAAUCGAUAGAAGAAUGUGCAAAGGUGUUGGAUGAGAAGGAGAAGAUUGUUAGGGAGAUGGAUGAGAGAGUGGAGGGUAAGAAAUCGAUAGAUGAAUGGAAAUGUAGGCUUGAGGCAAAAGAAAGUGAGCUAGAGGGAUGGGCAGUGGGGCUUGCAUUGAAGGAGAAGCAAGUUAAAUCGAAAUGGAAGGAACUUAGUAUGAUUGAAAAGAGGGUCUUGAAGAGUCUUAGUGAGGUUCAGAUGAAAGAAAAGGAUCUUGAUGAGCAGAAGAAAUUGAUAGAAGAAGGCAGAAAGCAUUUGGAUUCACUCUCCAAUAAGCUACAAAUGAGAGAGUGGAAACUUCGGAAUCAAGCAAAAGACCUUAAAUUGGAUAAACAAGAAUGUGAAAAAUCUACUAAAGAAUACACAGAGGGUCAGAAAUCGAAAGAGGAGCCUAAUGUCCUCCAUUCUGAAUCUGAAGUAACUUGGGAUGGUAGAGGCUUGCAGUUAUUUAUGAAUGAGCAGCUGAAGAUAAUAGAUUUAACGGGUACCAAAAUGUCAGCUGUCCUGCAAGGUUCAUCAGACCCGGCUAAACUAGUGUUGGAUGCAAUGCAAGGAUUUCAUUGCUCAAAUACAAAUAUGAACAGCAGGGACACUGAUUUUGAUUUAGAAAUUACUAGAAGGAGUUGUAUUGUUUUACUGGAGGAGCUAAAGAGAAUAUCAGCACCAAUCAGUCCUCCAGUUAAAGAAGAAGCCAAGAAGUUGGCUACUGAAUGGAAGUGUAAUUUGGCCACUGAGAAUAGGUUGGAGAUUUUGGGGUUUUUGCAGCUUGUUACUACUUAUGAGUUGACAUCUCUAUAUGAUGCAAAGGAACUUCAAAGUCUUUUAGCUUUAAUUGCUCAGCCCAAACAAGCAACUGAGAGCCAGCCCCUUGGUAUCUCUGAUGAGGCAAAUGAAAUCAGUAUCAAUCCUCCUUCUGUCAAAGAUGAGGAACAAGAAUCUUCACUGGCCAAAACAGUAACUUCUCCAAAUUUUCAACCAAGUGCCACCGUACAUGCAAGGAAAUCUCCAGGGUUCCUAACUGAGCAAAUGGUUUGGAAACAUUCAAUACAGAACAAAAUUUUUGUUGCUCUUGAAAGUUCACCAAAUUCAGACCCAGCAAAACUUUUGUUGGAUUUGAUGCAAGUAUCCUUUGUUGGAUACUGGACGAAAGGAGAUGCUGGUUUUGAAGCAAAUGCCAUGAAGAGCUUCAUUUCCCUAUUAGAGACUAUAAGAAGAGUCCAACCGCAUGUUGGACCUCAGUUGAAAGAGAAUGCAACGGAGUUAACUGUCCAAUGGAAAACAAGACUGAGAGCUGAUGCUGAAAACUCCUUGGAGAUUUUGGGCUUUUUGCUGUUUAUAGCUACAUAUGAAUUACUUUCAACACUCACUACAGAUGAGAUUGCAAAGCUUCUUGCGAUGAUUUCUCAGCAUACACAUGCUCUAGAACUAUGUCAGACACUUGGUUUUGCAGAUAUGUUCCCUCACUUCCCUGAUUUUAUUCUCGAGCUUGUUCAAAGCAAACAACUAGUUGAGGCUGUUAAAUUAAUUUGCACCUUCAAAUUAACUGAUAAAUUCCCCCCAGCACCACUAUUACAUCAAUAUGUGGAGGAUUCAUGGAAUCGUUUGAGUGAAAAUUGCAGGACAAAGAUAUCACUUGAUGAAAAGGAAAAGGUUGUAGAUUGCCAAAUAGCUGAUCUAAGAGCAGUGAUCCAAUGCAUCAGCAAAUACAAUCUUGAAUCUGAAUUCCAAUCUGCACUUAUUGAAGUACAAAUAGACGAGCUGAAAAAACUUAAGGAGAAUUGGAGACUCUCGGCACAAUCUAUUACCCCCCAGGUUGAACUACAAGAGCAGAGUAUAGGGAAGAAGCGGAGUUGUCCUACCACUCCUACACCCAUGUUUCAACCACAACAACAGCCUGAAUAUAAUGCUCAGCUGACAGCCAUAUCAGUUGCUAGACCGCCACCCUAUCCAUCGCCUACUUGUAUCCCAAGCUAUCCACAGUCACAUUCGAUACCUCUGCUGCAAACUAAUUUUGGAAUUCCCGGGCAGUUUGUUAUGCCUGUCAAUGGCCACCCAUUUGCCACGAGUUAUGGAGGCCCGUUCAUGCCAACUAUUAAGCGCCCAUGUAUGAUGAAUCCUGGAUACCAAGCCCCAGCCCCAGCCCCAGCUCCUGCCCUGGCUCCAACCCCAGUCCAAAUGCAUAGUGCUAAUUACAGUGUACCAUUCCAAUUUCCUCACCCUAAUAUGAAGCAGUUCACAGGGAGUAGGUAG
This is a messenger RNA of Fragaria vesca subsp. vesca, 2838 nucleotides long. RefSeq lists its product as uncharacterized. The record is from RefSeq and is a predicted model, not a curated record. Lineage: Eukaryota; Viridiplantae; Streptophyta; Magnoliopsida; Rosales; Rosaceae. The transcript is spliced from 5 exons. The coding region runs from base 1 to 2838 and encodes 945 amino acids.